AAAAAGCAGAAGAAGAAGCUGCGGACCAGAAGAAGAACGAAAAAAGGAAGAGUUCAAGAGAACAGUUUGAUAUAAAGAUCUUUAAACACAAAGGUUUAUUUCUCCAAUUCACACUUGAAAAACUAAGUUAUGUGUGACACAACAUUCAUUAAAGAGGAGAGUGAAGACAUGAGUGUUACAGACACCAGCACAAUGAGAAAUGAAGAUGAUGCAGAACAAAGAGACCUAAUAGAACUGGGAGAAACAACGGUGUCAGUAUGUCCUCAUUGUGGAAAGAGGUUAAGAAGUGAAGAGCAGCUUGUGAUGCACAUGAGAAUCCACACUGAAGAAAAGCCAUUCACCUGCCCUCAGUGUGAAAAGAGUUUUACAAGAAAAAUUCAUCUAGAGGACCACAAAAGAAUUCACACUGGAGAAAAGCCGUUCACAUGUGUUCAGUGUGGAAAGAGUUUCUCAAGAAAAUGUAAUCUAGAGGACCACAUGAGAAUUCACACUGGAGAAAAGCCGUAUGCAUGUUUUGAUUGUGAAAAGAGUUUCACACAAAAAAGUAAGCUUGAGUCCCAUGUGAGAAUUCACACUGGAGAACGGCCAUACCCAUGUGUUCAGUGUGGAAAGUGUUUCACACAAAAAAGCAUUCUUAAUAAACACUUGAGGAUUCACGCUGGAAAGGGCCCAUACGACUGUCCUCAGUGUGGAAAGAGUUUCAGAGAAAAAAAUUAUCUUGAGGAACACAUGAGAAUUCACACUGGAGAAAAGCCACAUGUAUGUUUUCAGUGUGGAAAGAGUUUCACUCAAAGAAACCAUAUAGAUGUCCACAUGAGAACUCACACUGGAGAACGGCCGUACUCUUGUCUUCUGUGUAAAAAAAGUUUUGCGCACAAAAGUGUCCUGAAGCAACACAUGAUAAUUCACACUGGAGAGUGGCCGUACACCUGUUCACAGUGUGAAAGGAACUUUACAAGAAAAAGUCGUCUUGAGUCCCACAUGAGAACUCACACUGGAGAAAAGAUACACACGUGUCUGCAGUGUGGAAAAGGUUUUGCACAAAAUAAUGCUCUUAAGAAACACAUGAGAGUUCAUACUGAAGAGCCGCCAUAGACAUGUGUUCAGUGUGGAAAGAGUUUCACACAAAAAAGUCAUCUGUAGGAACAUUUGAGAAUUCACAUAGAGAAAAGCCACACUUUUGUUUUCAGUGUGGAAAGUGUUUCAGAUACAAAAAUGUUCUUAUGACACAUGAGAAGUCAUGCUGAAGAGAGCUCAUAACAACAUCUAACAAUGUUUAACAGUGGAUUCCAUUCACAGUGUUCAGUGUUUAUAUUAAACUCUUCUAAA
Messenger RNA from Triplophysa dalaica, 1329 nucleotides. RefSeq names its product gastrula zinc finger protein XlCGF8.2DB-like. The record is from RefSeq and is a predicted model, not a curated record. Lineage: Eukaryota; Metazoa; Chordata; Actinopteri; Cypriniformes; Nemacheilidae. Gene Ontology annotation, biological process: regulation of transcription by RNA polymerase II. Bases 130 to 1095 code for a protein of 321 amino acids. Gene Ontology annotation, molecular function: DNA-binding transcription factor activity, RNA polymerase II-specific; RNA polymerase II cis-regulatory region sequence-specific DNA binding. The transcript has 3 exons.